AAGUGGAAGCGGAAGCGGAAGCGGGGCUGUGGCCGGGGCCGCCGGGGGAGAGCGGCGGGUGCUGCGAGCCGUUACCCGCCCGGGACGAGGCCCAGCUGAGCGCUGCCGCCGGCCGCGGCCGCCUCAGGGCGGGGGCCACGCGACGCGAGCAGCGACCUCCGCGCAGCGCCUCGGCGGGGGCCGGCCGGCCUCCACCUCCUCCUCCUCGCACAGGGGUGCGUAGGCCACCCCCGGCGGCAGCGCUAGCUGAUAAAAAGAACACAAUGAAUAGUGAAGAAGAAACGUGGGAGAAAUUGGAUGCAGAAUUCGAUCACUAUCUUGUAGAUAUGAAGCCAUAUGUUCUAAAAUUGCAACAUAAAUCAGAACGUCAAAGGUGUGCACUCUGGAUUAAAAAACUCUGUGAGCCCUCUGGAGCAGGUGCAGGAAUCGUGGGUAGGAAGAAUCGGAACUUGUAUGCAAAACUUUUGCUACAUAUGUUGAAACGGGGAGUACUGGAAGGUCCUUUUGUACAUAAACCAGAACCAGGAACGCUGAAAACCUUGCCUUCAUACAUGUCCAUAUAUUUUGAUGAGCCAAAUUCAGUGAGAGCACGGAGCAGUAGUCCAGAAGGUUUACCUGACUGGGUCAUGGGAGAAUUGGGAGCAAGUGACUCUAAACUGGAGGAACUGUGGAAAAUCUCCUCUAAAGAGGAUUCGACUUUGGUAGCAUCUCCACUUGCACACAGGGAAAGAUACAAAUACAAUGGAAAGCUACCAUUAAGGUCACAUUCUGCAAGUCCACCUCACCAAUCAGAUGAAGACAACAACGCCACUCAGAUGCCUGAAGAUCAUCACAAAAAAAACAUUUCUUUGGAUGAGAGUGACCUUGAAGCUCGCCUCAAUAGUUGGAAUCUUGGGCUAGAAAAUCCAAGGUAUUUGAGAGAGAAGCCAUUACCUUUGUCUCUGAUGACACCCAAAAUAGGCUUAGGAAAAAAUAGCUCUUUUCAUGAGGAACGGACAUUGGUUCGAAUGCAUGAAAAAGAGCUGGGAAUGAAAAUAAAAAUAAUGGAAGCUAAAUUUCAUGAAGAAAAACUUAAAUUACAGCAAAAACAUGAUGCUGAUGUUCAGAAGAUUCUGGAUAGAAAGAACAAUGAAAUUGAAGUACUGAAGACUUUUUACAAAACUAAACAGAAUGAAGCUGAAGAGACUAUUAGAAAGCUGGAGAAGAAAGUUCAGACCCUUGUUCGCGAGUCACAAGUUGUCAGAGAGGCGAAGGAAAAGCAGAUUGUGGAAUUAAAGAAGUUGUGUGAGCAAAGCACAGAUUCUUUGAACAACGAGUGGGAAAAAAGGCUUCACAAUGCUGUGGCAGAAAUGGAGAAGGAAAAGUUUGAUAUUCAGAAGAAACACACAGAAAAUAUCCAAGAACUGCUGGAGGACACAAAUGCACGUCUUAGUAAAAUGGAGGCAGAGUACUUAGCACAGAUAAAGGCAACUAACCAGAUGGUCAAAGAACUGGAGGCCCGUGUCCAGCAGCUGACCAUAGAGGCUGAAAAUAGUAAUUUACAGCGCCAGAAAUUAUAUCAAGAAAAGGCUGAUCUGGAACAGUGUUACCAGGCAGCAUGCACUGACCUGCAGGAAGUGAAGGCAAGGCGCAACUCACUUCAGAAAGAGAAGGAUCACAUUAUACAAGAUUAUGAGCAGAAUAUCCAACAACUACAAAGCAAAUAUGAUGCUGACAUAAAUUUUAUAAAACAGGAACACGCUCUGUCUGCAGCUAAGGCAUCUGAUGUGAUUGAAGAAUUAGAACACAGUGUGUCUCAAUUAAAACAACAGUUACAAGAAUCAGAACAUCAAAGGCAGCAACAGCUAAGGGAUCAAGAAAACAAGUUUCAACAGGAAAGACUUAAUUUGGAGAGAGUACACGAUAAAAAGGUUCAUGGUUUGCAGAAUGACCUUGAGAAAGAGAAAGGGGAUGCUCAAAAGAAAAUUCGCAAACUGGAAGAAGCUUUGAAGGAGAAGGAGGAGCAGCUGACUCGGGUGACAGAGGUACAGAGGCUGCAGGCCCAGCAGGCAGAUGCUGCCCUGGAGGAGUUUAAGCGGCAGGUGGAGCUGAACUCAGAAAAAGUCUACGCUGAAAUGAAACAGCAGAUGGAAAAAGUGGAAGCAGACCUAAGCAGAUCAAAAUCUCUCCGUGAAAAGCAGUGCAAAGAAUUCUCCUGGCAGCUGGAAGACCUCAGGCAAAGAUAUGAGCAACAGAUAGUAGAGCUGAAGCUGGAGCAUGAACAGGAGAAGACGCACCUAUUCCAGCAGCACAACACAGAGAAGGAUUGCCUGGUCCGAGAUCACGAACGGGAAAUUGGAAAACUGGAAAAACAGCUCCGCGCUGCCAUGACAGAGCACGAGAAUAAAACUCAAGAAUGCAGGAAACGAGAUGCACAGGUUAUCUGUGAGAUGGAUGCCCAAGUUCACAAGCUGAGAGAAGAGCUUAUUCAGGUAAAUGCUCAACGGAAGCAACAGCUGGUAGAACUUAGUCUUCUGCGGGAAGAAGAAAAGCAGAAGGCUGCUCGGGAUCAUGAAACUGCAGUGAAUAAGCUUAAAGCAGAGUCAGAAAAGAUGACAUUAGACUUGAAACGAACACAUGCUGCAGAAACAGAGAUGACGUUGGAAAAGGCCAACAGCAGGUUGAAGCAGAUUGAAAAGGAAUACAGUCAAAAGUUGGCCAAAUCUUCGCAGAUCAUAGCUGAACUUAAGACAACCAUUUCCUCUCUGACAGAGGAGAACAGCCGGCAGCAGCUUGCUUCAGAAAGGCGGCUCCAAGAUGCUGUACAAAAGUUUGAAGAUGAGAAGCAGCAGCUGAUUAGAGAUAAUGACAGAGCAAUCAAGGUUUUACAAGAUGGGAUGGAAAACUAUUGCAGUCAGGUACGGUCUGCAGAAAAGAAGAUGCAGCACAGGGAGUUGGAGACGCAGGAACAGAUGACCUAUAUUCGACAAGAAUAUGAAACCAAACUCAAAGGUCUAAUGCCAGUGUCUUUGAGACAGGAACUCGAAGAUACCAUUGCGUCUUUAAAAUCUCAGGUAAACUUUCUGCAGAAGAGAGCAUCUGUCCUACAGGAAGAACUGAAUUCCUACCAUACCAGAAGGUAAUUGCUGGAGCAGAUGACUCUGUUCAAGUGUCAAAUGGACUUCUUUCAGCAGGUUUGAAGAUUUGGAUCUUGUAAAUUAAAGAGUGAGAUCAGUGGCUGUUUUGUUAGCACAGAAAAUGCAAUUAAGUUCAUGAAAGCCCAUCCAUUGUUCAUGCCAGCAUUUUUGAGUUGUAUCUUACUUGAAUUUUUUUUAUCAUUAUUACAAAUUUAAACUUUUGAUAUAUUGCGUGUGUUUGUGUGAGUGCUGACUAUACUUACUGAAAAAACUAAAAUCCCUCUGCGAAUAUGUGUUUUAUUACUUCCGAAUGUCAUUUUUAUUCACUUUUACACAUGAAGAAAUCACGUUCCAAUUAUUAUUGUUGCCCCAAAUAUUUUAACAUAUUUCACAUUGUUUUCUGGUCAUGUGUUUACAUAAUAUUAAAAUAUUCUUUUGUA
Messenger RNA from Alligator mississippiensis (American alligator), 3556 nucleotides. It is a transcript of the gene CEP112, whose product is annotated as centrosomal protein 112. The record is from RefSeq and is a predicted model, not a curated record. Bases 264 to 3122 code for a protein of 952 amino acids. NCBI's taxonomy places the organism in Eukaryota, Metazoa, Chordata, Crocodylia, Alligatoridae. The transcript has 27 exons.